GGAAAAAGUGUUUAAAAGCUAGCUAAAAAAUAAACUGUCAAUUUUUAUUAUAUUUUUUCGUUUAAAGUGAAGGUUAAACUUAUUUAUAGUUAUACAAUUUUUAAAAAAUUGCGAUUUUUUCACUGUUAAGGAAUCCUGCCAAAAUAGAUGGACCACAAGACUGCAAAAGAUAUUUGCGUUUUAAUUAAUUCAUAUAAAUUCCAAUCAAAGCCUUUGUUAAAUAGUGAUAUUUACAAAAAGUUUUCUGAAAAUUAUUUCAAAUUAUCAAAAACUUGUCUGAAAUUAAAAAAACUGAACAUUGGACCUCAAAAUGCAUCUGAUUUCUAAAAUAAUCUCCAACAAUAUAAGAUACUUGCAUAAAAAGAUAAAAAUCUUUAAAAAAAAACCCUACCCAGUCAUUGGCUGCUAUUGUUAAUUUUUUGCAGCAACAAUUUAAAUAUGAAAGAAAAAGAAAUAGUUCUAAUACAAAUAUUCACUUAAACGUUGCAAGUGAUUUAAAUAUUGCUUCAGACACAAUGCAGAGAAUAAAGUGUGGUUCAUGCAAAAUAAAAAAAGAUGAAAUAUGUAGUUUACAUAAAAAAAACAGAAAAUUGCAGCAGAGAGUUCGUUUUUUAAAAAAAUCAAUGACCCGUAACAAGCUUACAAACAAAAAAUUUAAAAGACAGUAUUUGUCACUAAAUUUGUGGAAAUUGAAAUAUUCAGAAAAAAAAAAAAAAAACAGUUCAGCAGAAUAAGUUUCAUUCUCUAGAUUUCAAUAAUGAAUUGAGAAUUCUUAAAAUUAGUAGAACGAAGUUGCAACAAAAUGUUCAAAAGAUAGAAAGGAAACACAAAAUUGCUAUCAAAGAAUUACAGGCACAGAUAAAAAUCAAAGAGCAAGAAAAUAAACAACUUGUAGAACAAAAUCAUUAUUUAAUUAGUAUUGUUUUUGAGCCAGGUGUUUUAGCAUUGGUUCAGGCUGGUGAGGCACUUUUUCAUUGUGAAUAUGCAACAGUAGUGUUUGAUGCAACCACCAUUUUAGACAAACAUGUAAAUGAGUUUCUUAUCAGUACCUAUCCUCCGCAGAGAUGUUAUUCCUUAUCAACCGCUAAACUUGCUGGAGGUACAGGAUUUGACUGUGCCACUCAUAUUGUCAGUGUAAUAAAAGAACUUGCCAAUACAUUUGCAGAGUUUAAGAAUAUGCCAGCAGUAGAAGUUUUAGAUGUAUUCACUCAAGAAUCAAAAGUUGUCUGUCAGACAGAGCACCUGUUAAUAGUUGUGUGAAAACCAUGCUUCAGGAGGAGAUGGACAUUCAAUUAAUGCAACUGUAAUUGGAAGCUAUUGCCUUAAAAGCAUUAUUAGCGCUUAAAACAAUAGAUAAUGAGUUGAAGGUAAAACCGGCUAAAGGAACUGAUGGGGUUGCAGUAACAGUCCUCAAAAAUAUUUCUAUGCUAAGGUAAUCUUUUAUAUGUAUAUCUUUCAUUAUUUAAUUUUUUUUUUAGUUUUAUUUUCUUGUGAGCAAUUAUUUCUUUAUUAUUUCCAAGUUUUGAAAAUUUGAAAUUUAAAUUUUUUUGCCCUUUAAAAAUCAGGUAUAGUUUUAAAGGCGAUCCUGCAGCAUUCAAAAACUAUCUUAAAAAAAAACAAUGUUGCUCCAGGGCUAUUCCUUAGAUAUGUUGGUAGUAGAUUUCAUGUUUUGUUCCAUAUGGCAGGGAUUGUUGUUACAUACAAAAGACUUAUAAAAACCUUUCUUGAAAACAACACCAAAAAUAAAAUUUGCCAGCUCUUACUUCAAGAUAUGAGUAAUGAUAUAACGCUUGUGCAACUGCAAGGGUUGGGUCUGAUAGGAAAAAUAAUAACUGGGCCAUGGAUGAGUCUGGUUUAUAAAAAUGCAACAGGAAAGAGUAAUGUUGAGUUUGGUGACAUUUUCCAGAAAGCAAUAAGGAAAUUAGCUUACUUCAAAAGUAAUCCAGAAUCAAUUCUUUAUACAGAUGUGGAUAUUUUUAGUCAAGUAUUAAAUAUUAAAAAAGAUAAGGUACACCAAUCCCUUCGUGUAAUAAAAAAUAAAAAUAUUUUGGUAAAGAUUUUAUCAGCUUUGAUAAGCUACACAGAGACAGUUCUCAAAAGACAGAUGGCCAGGUAUUUGACUGGCAAUCUCUCAAAUCCAUCUAAAGAAAUGAUAAAAACCACACUAUCUGCUUCACCUCAUACAAUGGAGGCUGAAAGGAUCUUGGGCAUGCUUGAUUUUUUUUUGCGUUGUGCUCCUAAUGUACUUUUGGUUUUCUGGAUUCAAAAAUAAAAGCCAGGGUAAACAAAACAUUAACAUGGCUUGAUGAGAAAACAUUGCCAGAACAAGAAGAUCUUAUUCAAUUUGCAAUUCGCAGAGGAGCUUUAACGUGUCAAGCCUCUAAAAAUUUUAUUAAUCUUUUGUAUGAAGAAAUAGGAAAAAGAUGUGCCAAAGCUGAUUUAAAAAAAGAAAGUCUGGAAAGAAAGCAACUAGAGAAGGAUAUUAAAAGAGCAAUAGCUGAAAAUGCUAAAACCACAAAUCCUCUUUUUGUUAAUAUUGAUGAAAAACAAAAACAAAUUUUAGGAGUAUUUUUGAAAAAUGGAAACUUGAUAGGGCAGCUCUUAAGCCAUAAAUGGGAGCUAGAUGAUGGUAAUAUACAUUUAUUUUUUGGUAGAAUUGUUGAUCAAACGGUAGCAACAAAAAAAAAUCUAUUACAUACACAAUAGGAUAUUGGAAAGUCAAUGAAGAUGAAGCUGAAGAUAUUGACAUAAGCCAGGAAGGAGUUAUAGCAGAUCUAAUACAUAAAGACCUGGAGUUCAUUUAAAAAUUACUAUAAUAUAUUAGGCAUUAUUAUCUUUUAUUUUGUUUAUGUUGAUUAUUUUGUAUACAUUUUUAUUUUUUCCUUUUAAUUUUUAAAAAUUUUUAUAUUAACCAAGAGCAGACACAGGGUUAUUUUACAUUUCAGAUACUGUACUUUGCAUUAUGAAAACUCUAAGUAUAAGUAUGUUCAAUCAUUUGUCAAAUAAGAAUGAUUUGCUAAAAAAAUGUGGUAAUUAAAACUUAGGAACAAAACUAAAAUCUAAAAAAGAUAGAACCCCCUGUCUCAAAUGUUAAUUUAACGAGUUAAUAAGUUUUUAAGUUUAUUAUCCAAAACUAAAUUUAAAUUCACAUUUUUUAAUGCUCAAAGGUUAUGACCAUGUGAAAUAACUUUAAAAGUAUCAAGAAUUAUUGGGUCUGUUGAUGGAUUUAAAUGUAGUAUAAAAUAAUAAGUUAAAGUAUUUUAAUAACUUAGUCCCCUCACAUUUUUAUGUGGGGGUACAAACUUUUUGUGGUAUCUUUGUUCCCAGGCUCCAAUCACUUCAAUUUUUUAUACAAUUUUUUUUUUUAUAUUCUCAUUAGAUUUAAGCAUGAACAAACUUAAAUUUAGAUUAAUUAUGGUAAUUCUUUUAAUAAAAUGACUUGAAUCGAAUUUGACCCACUUUUAAAAUGGGCUUAAACACCACCCCCCUCUUUUUUUUUUUUUUUUUUUUGAAUUUAUUUAAUAUAAGUGGGAUAUAAUAAACAGUUUUUAUCAUAUAUGAGGCGGUAAAUUGUUAAUACUUUAUGAACUAUGUUAUAAAGUCCACUUUUUGAAGUCAUUUUUUUGCGUAUCUUUGUUAAGAUGUCCACUUUAUUUUCUCUACUUUCAAAAUUGAAUAUCUUUUUUAAUAGUUGACCCCAGAUAAUAAAUUUGGUAUAAAAUUUUGUCAUUUAAUAAUCUCUAUAUAAUAGAAUUAAUUUGGUUAAAAAAAUAAAAGUUUAAAUUUUUCAAGAAGGUACCUAUAUAUAUAGAGGGCUUGUGAUGAAUCGAGCGCGAUCGCGCUCCGCUCGUGAAACGCGCCCGUAAAUGGUAUUUUGAAACGUUCCAAGCGCGAUAAACAACGCUCGUUUAGCUUACAACGAGCGUAUAAAAUAACGCUCGUCCAAGAGUUCGGGGCAAAACAAAUAAUAACUUUUUUUUUAUUUUCAUAAAAUAUGAAAAAAAGAUUUUUUUAUAAAGAUUUUAUGUUAUCGAAGCACUAAUAGAAUAUAAAAUAAAAAAAGCACUACGUCGUUUUUUUUUUUGCACUAACCAGAAUGAGCAGUUUGAAGUCGUUAAUAGGCACUAAUUUCAUUGAUGAAAUGUGCUUGUAGAAAUUCAAUGCAAAUACAAAAAUGCACAAA
Hydra vulgaris (swiftwater hydra) is the source of this 4183-nucleotide messenger RNA. RefSeq lists its product as uncharacterized. The record is from RefSeq and is a predicted model, not a curated record. Gene Ontology annotation, molecular function: 3'-5'-RNA exonuclease activity. Lineage: Eukaryota; Metazoa; Cnidaria; Hydrozoa; Anthoathecata; Hydridae.